Messenger RNA from Aspergillus novofumigatus IBT 16806, 1252 nucleotides. RefSeq names its product phosphoglycerate mutase family protein. The coding region runs from base 66 to 1121 and encodes 351 amino acids. The transcript has 4 exons. The record is from RefSeq and is a predicted model, not a curated record. Lineage: Eukaryota; Fungi; Ascomycota; Eurotiomycetes; Eurotiales; Aspergillaceae.
CGAUAUUCCAAUCACAAUCUUUCUGUUGUAGUUACCUGUAUCGUCGGCUUCUCAACUGCUACAAUAUGCCCUUGGACACAAUAUAUCUAACGCGCCAUGGCCACCGCCUCAAUUGGACAAUCGACUACAAAACAGGCACAUACAGAGCCCAAUUCCCGACUCCAACUGGAAACCCUGCCGACCCAACCCUAACCUCCCAUGGCGUCCGGCAAUCGCACGAACUAGCCGCGCACAUCGCGAGCCCGGCGUUCCAGCCCAAGCCGUUCCGCGUGUACUGCAGCCCCUUCUACCGCUGUCUGCAGACGAUCCAGCCAACCGUCGAGGCGCUAAAGGCAAAGAAGCAGCACGAGCAAAGCAGCGACAUCGACGCUUGCGCGGACUUUGACGUCAGGAUCGAGAAUGGGAUAGGAUACAAACUGCUAACACAGAUACAAGGGAAUGGUUCGGCCCAACCUCCUUCUUCGAGCACCCCUCCCCGGCCACACCGUCAACCCUCCACUCCCACUUCCCCAGCAUCCUCCCGUCCCACCCUCAAAGCACACCCCGCACCUCCUCCCCUCCCCCGCGGCGAGACCAUCGCACAGCUGCACGACCGCCUCGCCACUGCGCUGGCAGGCAUAAUCGCCGACGUGGACGCCGAGAUCGCGGCCCUGGAGGACUCUCAGCCCCCGGACCAGCGCUCCAGCAAGGCGCUGCUUAUCUGCUCGCAUGCGGCACCCCUGAUUGCCAUGGGCCGGGCGUUGACGGGCGCGAUGCCGGAGGAUAGUUCCACCGAGGACUUUUUUGUUUUCACGGCGGGGUUGAGUACGUUUCGGCGGAGACGAAACGAAGUUGGUACGGCUAGGCCUGGGGCGGAGGUGUCGGCUGCGGAGGCGUUGGCUCCCGGGACGAAGAUCCUGCGGGCUGAGACGAGGGUGCCGGAUUGGCGCGGUGGGAAGGGUGUCGGGGGUGGAUGGGACUGUGUGAAGAAUGGGGACUGUGGGUUUCUCAGUACGGGGGCUGAGAGGGGCUGGCAUUUCAAUGGAGAGGAGUCGUUUGAUACGGGCCCUAUGGCGCCGCCGUCUGAGGUUCCUACUUCCCCUCAGGAUACGUCGGCAGUGAAGCUUGGCCUGAAGUUGUGAAUAGAGCAUAGGGGUUGGUAGAAGAGAAUCCCCAGCAGAUACCCUAAACCGGGAACAUAGAACCAACAGGCUUUGACCUUUAGUAACUAGAGAAGAACACAAUGCCUGUUAUGCAAUUCAACUAUUGAGGU